Molecule: messenger RNA, 1652 nt
Organism: Cynara cardunculus var. scolymus (artichoke)
Lineage: Eukaryota; Viridiplantae; Streptophyta; Magnoliopsida; Asterales; Asteraceae
Product: alpha/beta hydrolase domain-containing protein 17B-like
Exons: 5
Coding region: 275-1432 (385 amino acids)
Source: RefSeq, a predicted model, not a curated record
UCUCUCCCCUCCCUCCCACCGGCCACCACACCCUCCAUCUCCCUGGUCUCUUUCUCUCUCUUUCUUAUAAGUUGUAAAAAUCUCUUCUUUAGCCAAACUCAGAUACCCAACUCAUCUCUCUCAAAACCUUUGAAACCCAGCUAGAUUUACCCAUUUUUUUGAAGAAACCCAGAAAAUCGACAUCUAAUUGGGCCAAGAUUUAUUUGAGAUUACAGAAAUACGUAUAAACAUGCAUUGAUGAGCAGGGAAAUGUGAUAGUGGGGGUGGUGAAUGAAUGGGUUGUGUAAUCUCUCAUCUCAGUGCGAAAUUCGCAUUCUUUCCUCCUUCUCCCUCCACCUACCAGAUCAAGAAACGAGAGGACGGUAAGCUAACGGCUAUAUACACAUCCUCUUCCAUGCCCCUGACGUCGGCUGCCGGAGGCGUUGAUGACGGUUGCGGUGGCGGUGGUGGCUGUUCACUUGAUGUGUGGUCGUUACGCACCAAAAGAGGCAACAAGAUUGUAGCUUUUUAUCUUAAAAACCCUUGUGCAAGACUCACUCUGCUGUAUUCCCAUGGCAACGCUGCUGAUUUGGGUCAACUCUUUGACCUCUUUGUUCAACUCAAAGCCAAUCUCAGAGUCAAUCUAAUGGGGUAUGAUUAUUCGGGCUACGGAGCUUCUACCGGCAAGCCGAGUGAGCUUAAUACAUAUGCAGACAUAGAGGCAGUAUAUGAGUGUCUUGAGACUGAGUAUGGGAUCAGCCAGGAAGACUUGAUUCUCUACGGGCAGUCGGUUGGAAGUGGGCCCACGCUGCACUUGGCUACUAGAUUGCCGAGGUUAAGAGGUGUAGUUCUACACAGUGCAAUUUUAUCUGGCCUUCGUGUCGUCUGUCAUGUGAACUGCAGAUUUUGCUUCGAUAUUUACAAGAAUGUUAACAAAAUUCGGAAGGUGAAAUGCCCAACGCUCGUGAUACAUGGUACCGAGGAUGAUGUCGUGAAUUGGCUACACGGCAACGGACUAUGGAAGAUGGCCCAGGACCCGUACGAACCCUUAUGGAUCAAAGGAGGUGGCCACUGCAACUUAGAACUCUAUCCUGACUACAUUCGACAUUUAUACAAAUUCAUCUGCGAAAUGGAAACCAUGACCACCAAAACCCGACUUGCAAAGAUCAAACCGAAGCUCCGGUUACCAGACAGGCCGUCAACCGCAGGUUGUUCUUAUUGUUGUAUAAAACCAAGCUGCCCAGAAUGUCCAAAACCAUGGUGCCCAGAAUGUUUUGGAUGCCCGAAUUGUUUGCAACCUACUGGCUGCUGCUGCUGUCUGAACUGGAACUAUUGCUGUUGCUGGAGGCCUAAACCGAAAUGCCCAGAUGUGAAAUUACUUAAAUGCCCUUCGUGUUUGCAAUGUGGAUGCUUUACGUGUAUACGGAAGUGUGUGCAGUGUUCGUGCUGGUGAUAUAUAGGUUUGUUUUGGGCGUCGGGUGGGGUAUACAUGUUAGAGAGGUUAUCAUUAAGCGUAAGUUAACCGUUUGUAUAGAUUUUCUGCGACUCGUGCCUGCAAAUGGCGAAACAAUAGGAGAUUUAGAUUUAGAAGUUGGAUGAUAACUUGUUUUUUUUAAUCCUUUCAAGAACAUCUUUCGACAUGAUUCGCCUACUAAACAUGUUUCUAAUUCUAU